Messenger RNA from Musca vetustissima, 2539 nucleotides. Its product is annotated as potassium channel subfamily T member 1-like. The coding region runs from base 2 to 2539 and encodes 845 amino acids. Gene Ontology annotation, cellular component: membrane. NCBI's taxonomy places the organism in Eukaryota, Metazoa, Arthropoda, Insecta, Diptera, Muscidae. Gene Ontology annotation, molecular function: intracellular sodium-activated potassium channel activity. Gene Ontology annotation, biological process: potassium ion transport. The record is from RefSeq and is a predicted model, not a curated record. The transcript is spliced from 15 exons.
AAUGUCAAUGUUCUUCUUCCGUUUGCAUAAUCUUCAGCGUGCUGAGGAGAGUAAGCGUAAAAAGCGUGCCGAACGCCAGCGUCAGCAGCAACGUCAUCGUCGCGGUGCCAAAGUUUUUCGCUGUGUCAGUGAUUCAGCGGGUCAUUUGACAUUAGCGCCCAGUCGUUUGUUCGAAAAGACACCCAUGAGUCCAUCAGAUAGUCUAGACGAAAUAGCUCUACAGAUACCUAGAGUACGUGUGGAAUACUAUGUUAAUGAAAACACAUUUAAAGAAAGACUGCAACUCUACUUCAUUAAGAAUCAGAGAUCAAGUUUACGCAUACGAAUAGCUGAUUUAUUUUUUAAAUUAUUAGCGUGUGUUUUGUAUAUAUUACGUGUGAUAACGGAUUCAGAUCCAACCUAUGCCACAUGUUAUGGCUGUACGGUUAGCAAUAAAACGGAAUUUCUGGCCUCGGCCCAAUUAACCGAAGAGGAAUUCCAGGAGAAACCCAUUAUCAAUUGGGAGGCAAUAUUGUGGGUAAAUCGUCCCACAGUGUUAUGGGCUGUUCAAUUAAUUUUAGCUUUAGUCUCACUAACAGAAGCCGUACUCUUAACAUAUUUAGGCUAUAAGGGAAAUAUAUGGCAACAAAUACUUUCGUUUCAUUUUAUAUUAGAAUUAAUUACGACAAUACCUUUUGCAUUAACGAUAUUAUGGUCUCCAUUAAGAAAUUUAUUCAUACCCAUAUUCCUAAAUUGCUGGUUGGCGAAACGUUCUCUGGAGAACAUGUUCAACGAUUUACAUCGGGCCAUGCAAAAGUCACAGUCAGCCUUGUCACAACAAUUGACAAUAUUGUCGGCCACAUUGUUGUGUUUAGUUUUUACCAGUGUUUGUGGCAUACAACAUUUUCAACGUGCCGGCCAUCGUCAUCUCAAUUUAUUUCAGUCCACCUAUUAUGUGGUGGUCACCUUUUCAACGGUGGGUUACGGUGAUUUUGUGCCCGACAUUUGGCCCUCACAGUUGUACAUGGUCAUAAUGAUUUGUGUGGCUUUAAUUGUUCUGCCGACUCAGUUCGAACAAUUAGCCUUCACAUGGAUGGAGCGACAAAAGCUGGGCGGCAGUUAUUCCUCACAUCGUGCCCAAAGUGAAAAGCAUGUCGUGGUGUGUUCGACGACCCUGCAUGCCGAUACGAUAAUGGAUUUUCUCAACGAGUUCUAUGCCCAUCCGCUGCUGCAGGACUACUAUGUGGUGUUACUCAGUCCCAUGGAAUUGGAUACAACGAUGCGUAUGAUUCUACAAGUGCCAAUAUGGGCUCAGCGUGUCAUUUAUAUACAGGGAUCCUGUUUAAAGGAUGGCGAUUUGGCACGAGCACGCAUGAAUGAGGCUGAGGCCUGUUUUAUAUUGGCCGCACGCAAUUAUGCCGAUAAGACUGCUGCCGAUGAACACACAAUCUUACGUUCGUGGGCUGUUAAAGAUUUUGCCCCCAAUGUUCCGCAAUAUGUGCAAAUAUUCAGACCUGAACAUAAGCUUCAUGUUAAAUUCGCUGAACAUGUCGUGUGUGAGGACGAAUUUAAAUAUGCUUUGUUGGCUAAUAACUGUACAUGUCCUGGUGCCAGUACCCUGGUGACAUUAUUGUUGCAUACAUCACGGGGCCAGGAGGGUCAGCAAUCGCCCGAAGAAUGGCAUCGUUUAUAUGGCAAAUGUUCGGGCAAUGAAAUCUAUCACAUCGUUUUGGGUGAUAGUCGUUUCUUUGGCGAAUAUGAGGGUAAAAGUUUUACCUAUGCCAGUUUUCAUUCACAUCGAAAAUACGGCGUGGCCUUGGUGGGUGUGCGUCCAGCUCAUUUGCCCGAAUUCUAUGAGGAUACGAUAUUAUUAAAUCCCGGUCCCAGGCAUAUCAUGAAAAAGGAUGACACCUGCUAUUACAUGAGCAUUACCAAGGAGGAGAACUCUGCAUUUGUGGUUAAUCAAAAUCAGCAAAAUCAAAAUGCGGAUACAAUGGCGGGCAAGGAAAAUGCAUCGGAUAAUCCCACAUCUGUGAUAAUCUCAGAUUCCAAACAGAAUCUCAAAGAUACUGCGGUAACAUCGACAAAUGCAACGCAAACACCUGCAGCAACGACUACAACCACUGUCACUACCACCACCAUACCAUUAAGUCUGGGCGGAGGAGGAGGCGGUGGCCUCGGUAAUAUGGGCGGCGGCGGAGGAGGUGGUAGUAGUUCUUUACAUGGUAGCUUAGGUAAUACAUUGGGUAUCGGUGGAGGAGGAGGGGUAGGUAGUAGCAGCUGUGGUGGUGGAGGCGGUGGCCUUACUGUAGGUACCUCAUCCCUAAGUACGGGUAAUCAUUUAGAUGUCCCGCAAUCGGGUAAUCCAAAUCUAUUGAGCCCAGAUAUUUUAAAUCAAAGAAGGGGGAGCCGCCGCCCAUCCAUUUUACCUGUGCCUGACAUGUUCACCUCUUCCUCAUUUAGCAUAUCCGGCAACGAUGAUGGCGACGAGGGCGAUGAAAGUGAUGAUGAAAUUGAUGACGAUGUACCAUGGCGUUCACCAUCCGAGAAAAUAGCGUAA